AUGGAGCUCCCGGUCAAUCUCCGCCCCGAUGAAUCGAGCCCGGAGUGGAUGAACAAGGGAGACAACGCAUGGCAGCUCACGGCAGCCACGUUUGUGGGCCUCCAGAGCAUACCAGGUCUCGUAAUCUUAUACGGGAGCAUAGUAAAGAAGAAAUGGGCCGUAAACUCGGCUUUCAUGGCGUUUUACGCAUUCGCUAUGGUUUUUGUUUGUUGGGUUGGGUGGGGUUUCCGGAUGUCAUUUGGUGAUGAACUAGUAUUUUUCUUAGGGAAACCUGCCAUUGCCUUGGAUGAGAAGUUCCUGUUAGGACAAGCAUUUUUAGGGUACUUUCCGACGGCUACAAUGGUGUACUAUCAGGGCGUUUUUGCGGCGAUCACUUUGAUUUUAGUGGCAGGUGCACUUUUAGGAAGACUGAAUUUUCGAGCGUGGGUGUUGUUUGUGCCACUUUGGCUUACAUUUUCAUACACAAUCACAGUGUUUAGCAUUUGGUGUCCCGAUGGAUGGUUGGCUAAGCUUGGUGUUAUUGAUUUCGCUGGAGGGUAUAUUAUUCAUGUUUCUGCUGGUAUCGCUGGGUUCACAGCAGCCUUUUGGGUGGGUCCCAGAUCAGACAAAGACAGGGAGAGGUUCCCGCCAAACAACCUGAUUCUGAUGCUUGCAGGCGCAGGCCUGCUUUGGAUGGGGUGGAGUGGAUUCAACGGUGGAGGUCCCUUCGCAGUAAGUAUUGACGCAUCUCUGGCCGUCCUUAAUACGCACGUGUGCACGUCCACGAGCCUCUUGAUGUGGCUUCUUCUUGACACGUUCUUCUAUGGGAAACCGUCCGUCGUUGGUGCCGUGAAUGGCAUGAUCACAGGCCUCGUCUGCAUCACUCCUGGUGCAGGGGUUGUGCAGACCUGGGCAGCAAUCCUAAUGGGGAUAAUCUCAGGAAGUGUACCAUGGUAUACAAUGGUGGUACUCCACAACAAGAUUAAGCUCUUAAGACUAAUUGACGAUCCUAUAGCAAUUUUCCACACUCAUGCCAUUGCUGGAAGCCUCGGUGGGAUCCUAACAGGUUUCUUCGCUGUGCCAAAACUAUGUCGAAUUUUUUACUUGGUGGACGAUUGGGAAAAAUAUGUUGGACUCGCGUAUGGUCUCCAGAAUGGUCGAACUUCUGCUGGAUUUAGACAAAUGGGGAUUCAAAUUGUCGGGAUUGGCUUUGUUAUAUGUCUAAAUUUUGUUACCACUACCUUAAUCUGCUGGUUCAUUGGAUUAAUCGUUCCACUUAGGUUGUCUGAUGAGGAGUUGCAAAUUGGGGAUGAAGAAGUGCAUGGAGAGCAAGCUUUUGCGUUAAUUGGUGAUGGAGAGAGAUUUGGAAAUCCUAAGCAUAAUUCAGUUUAUGAUACAGAUGAUUUGAACUCUUAUGUGAGAUCAAGGUCUAUGGGUGAUGUUCAGAUGAUAUGA
Tripterygium wilfordii is the source of this 1434-nucleotide messenger RNA. RefSeq names its product ammonium transporter 2 member 4-like. Gene Ontology annotation, biological process: ammonium transmembrane transport. Bases 1 to 1434 code for a protein of 477 amino acids. Gene Ontology annotation, molecular function: ammonium channel activity. Lineage: Eukaryota; Viridiplantae; Streptophyta; Magnoliopsida; Celastrales; Celastraceae. The record is from RefSeq and is a predicted model, not a curated record. The transcript is spliced from 3 exons. Gene Ontology annotation, cellular component: plasma membrane.